Molecule: messenger RNA, 1326 nt
Organism: Ectocarpus sp. CCAP 1310/34
Lineage: Eukaryota; Phaeophyceae; Ectocarpales; Ectocarpaceae
Source: the annotation of a GenBank genome assembly
CGUCCACGGCGAGGGGCUUGUUGCUCUUCACGGCGCAGAUGAGGGCCGUCCUGCCGUCGCCGUCCCUCGCGCCCACGAGCGCGCCGGCCCGGAUCAGCGCCGUGAUGGCAUCGACGUGGCCCGCGUCCGCGGCCAGGUCGAGAGCGUUCGGUUGGUCGUCGGGGACCCCGGCCACGCGGAGGGCAACGUCCGCGCCGGCGGCCAGGAGGGCCUCCAGCGCGGCGAAUCGGUCCGGAGAACCGGCUGCAAGAUGCAGCGGCGACCUCCCUAGGCCGUUCACCUUGUUCACGUCGGCCCCGUGCCUCGCGAGAGCGGCAACCGCGGAGGCGGAGUUGGCGACGGUGGCGGCGUGGAGCGGGCUGGAGCCCAGGAUGUCCGCGGCGUCGAGGUUGGAGCCGCUCUUGACUAACAGGUCAAUAGAGGCGAUCUGGUCGGAUUCUCCCGCCAGGUGGAGUGCUGUUAUCUCGUUCGGUGGAUCGGCGGUGUUCACGUCGGCGCCGUGCUGGAUCAGCGCUCGCAUUACGCCCACGUGACCGUUCUUGGCGGCGAUGCCGAGGGCGCUACGGUUGUUUUCGUCGCACCGGUCCGUGAUGCUUGCGCCGGCAGCCAGGAGAGCUUCCGCCGCACCCGUAGACCCGGCCAAGGCCGCAACUUGUAAGGCUCUGCCUUUCUUGCCCCAGGUAUUGCUCACGCUAGCCCCAACAGACAUGAGCCACUUGAUCGCGCCAACCUGAUCCGACAGUAUCGCGGCGUAGAGAGCGUCUCCAACCGCUCGCAUAAACUCCCACCUCGCUUUAUCGCGCACAUGUGCGCACAUUGAUUUUAGCGCGUUCAUGUUCCCUAGGGAAGCAGCCACGUCCAAAGGUGAGUACCUGCAAGCAGAUACGCAAGAAAUAUAGGUUGGGUCCGAGCCCCACCUCAGAAGAAUUUCCACGGUGGAAUCAUGACCGUGCUGCACGGCGAGGUGAAGAGGUGUGUGGUUACUGGCGUCGCGGCCAAACAGCAACGCGUCGUGAGUCAGGAGGGCAGAGAUCGCCUCGUUGGAGCCAUACGCGCAGGCGACGUGAAGGGCCGACCACCUGUGGCGGCCGGGGGAACGGGCUUCGACCCUAGCGCCCGCCUUGACGAGCACAUCGAUAGAGUACGGCUGGUUGUUCAAGGCGGCGAGGUAGAGCGCGGUAACGCCAUCCGAGUCGCUGGCGUUGACGUCGCACCCAUGCCGGAUGAGCAUCUUCAAUAUUUGCUGGUGACCCCCGCAGGCGGCUAAGUCAAGCGCGCUGUACUCGUCGCUGCCAUAACGACGGUCUACAAACCCUGCGUUGUCUU